CCACCACAAUCCGCAGAAUCCUGAAACCACACCCGCCGGAGACCAACAUCGGCGGGAUAUAUAUUUUUCUUCCGGCUUCUCUUUUUCUGCCAUGGCUACUUCUGGGUUUCUUCUUUACCUACUUUCUGCCUCUUCCAUCGCCAUUCUCUCUGUUCUGUACCUCUCUAGCCCUUCUUCUUCUCCUUCUUCCUCCUUCGUCCUAUCCGAUUCUCUCUCCACCGACAAAAUAUGGCCGGAUUUGGAGCUGAGUUGGAGGCUUGUGGUGGCGACGGUGAUUGGAUUUCUCGGCUCCGCCUGCGGAACCGUCGGAGGAGUUGGUGGCGGCGGCAUUUUUGUCCCUAUGCUUACUUUGAUUAUUGGGUUCGACACCAAAUCUGCUGCUGCCAUUUCCAAAUGUAUGAUAAUGGGGGCUUCCUCCUCGUCGGUUUGGUACAAUUUGAGAGUGGCGCAUCCAACGAAGGAUGUGCCGAUUAUAGACCAUGAUUUGGCGUUGCUGUUUCAGCCCAUGUUGAUGCUUGGAAUCACCGUUGGUGUUUCCCUUAGCGUUGUUUUCCCCUAUUGGCUCAUCACUGUUCUCAUCAUUAUCCUCUUUAUUGGGACUUCCUCCAGGUCUUUCUUCAAGGGAAUUGAGAUGUGGAAAGAAGAAACCAUUCUAAAGAAAGAAUUCGCCAAACAAAGUGAGACUUUUGUGAAUUCUCGUGGCGAAUUAUUGAUUGAUGUAGAGUAUGACCCACUGAUACCCAAAGAGCAGAAGACAGCACUGGAAUUAAUGUGCUUCAAUCUUAGGUGGAAAAGGACCUCCAUUUUGUUGGCUGUCUGGAUUUCUUUCCUCAUACUUCAAGUUGUUAAGAAUGAUGUAGCAGUUUGUAGCCCUUGGUAUUGGAUCCUCUUCUCCUUGCAGUUUCCUGUAGCAUUUGCAGUGUUUGGAUAUGAAGCAAGAAAGCUAUACAAUGAACAUAAGAAGAGGAUGGAGGCAGGAAACUUGGAACACAUUUGUGAGGCUUCAAUAGGAUGGACUGGCACACACCUUGCUUUCUGUGCACUUUGUGGCAUUGUAGGAGGCACUGUUGGAGGCCUUUUGGGUUCUGGUGGUGGCUUUGUUUUAGGCCCUUUGCUCUUGGAGAUUGGCGUUGUCCCUCAGGUUGCUAGUGCUACUGCCACUUUUGUUAUGAUGUUCUCCUCAUCCUUGUCUGUUGUUGAAUUCUACUUGCUCCACAGAUUCCCCAUUCCAUUUGCUCUGUAUCUUACGUCGGUGUCGGUUUUAGCCGGGUUCUGGGGGCAGUUCUUUGUUAGAAAAAUGAUCGCCAUUCUGAGACGAGCCUCACUUAUUGUGUUUGUACUCUCUGGUGUCAUCUUUGCCAGUGCCAUCACCAUGGGCAUUGUAGGAGUAUCGAAAAGUAUAACGAUGAUACAUAAUCAUGAGUUCAUGGGGUUCUUGGAUUUCUGCAGCAGCCAGUGAGAGAUUCAUCACACAAACAGAAAAGUGUAAGAAUAGAAAGAAGAUUGGUGGAGGAAAAGAGGGUUUGAAUUUGUUUAAGCAUAGAAUUGGCCAACGCCUUGUUGACCAAUUCUCAAUCCCAUGUUGCCUGUGAAGAAAAAUAAUGAGGUGAUUGAUGACUGUUAGCUCCUCGCUGACAGCAUCAUCGUACCUUCCAAAGUUAUUUGAAUGUCUCAAAAUUGUAUUGUAGUGUUGUGGUUGGCUGUUAUGUUCUGUUAGCACCUCGCUGACAGCAUCAUCUGUUAAUUGAACUUUUUAUCAGUUAAUGUUGUGUUCGAAUAUUGUUCUCCUUUUUUA
This is a messenger RNA of Cucurbita pepo subsp. pepo (vegetable marrow), 1795 nucleotides long. RefSeq names its product Sulfite exporter TauE/SafE family protein. Gene Ontology annotation, biological process: protein ubiquitination. Gene Ontology annotation, cellular component: Cul4A-RING E3 ubiquitin ligase complex; membrane. The record is from RefSeq and is a predicted model, not a curated record. NCBI's taxonomy places the organism in Eukaryota, Viridiplantae, Streptophyta, Magnoliopsida, Cucurbitales, Cucurbitaceae.